UGUCCAACUGCUGGAGAGUCAGCACCAAGGAUCACCAACAAAAAGUGGAGUUCAAGCGAGAUUUUGGGACUUAUGAACUCCCGGUUUGAGUGUUUUAAAAUCAGAGAUGUAAAGGGCAUUCAAGUCGGAUAAAUACCUGAAUGAGCGGUGAAUGACUUCUGCUGGGCGUCCAUCCUCCACCCAAGAGCGCUUUGCAGCGAGCCAGCGACACCGACGGAGAGCAGCAACAUGAACCUCAUCGGGGGCUACCAGCACCACCACCACCUCAUGCACGAACCUUUCCCCUUCGUGCAGCGAUGUCACCAGGACGCCCCUUAUUUCCAGAGUUGGGUGCUCAACCACGGCGAGGUUCCACCGGACUUCCAGAUCCAGACUCCCUACCCAGCUGCGGAGUUAGCCCCUGCAGCUGCGCACGAUGCCCGCUUAGAAGGCCUCCAGGUCGGGAUGGCGAAACGGCGAGCGUCGGGGCCCAAGAAGGAGCGCCGGAGGACGGAGAGCAUCAACACGGCAUUCGCCGAGCUGCGGGAGUGCAUCCCGAACGUACCUGCAGACACCAAAUUGUCCAAAAUAAAAACGUUACGCUUGGCCACAAGUUACAUCGCCUACCUGAUGGACGUCCUGGCUAAGGACUCUGGAGAGACUGAAGGCUUUAAGGCCGAAAUUAAGAAAUUUGAAAACCGGGAUCUGAAAAGGAAGAGGGACAUGAAUGAAGGCCCACAGGACUCCUUUGGGACCGAGAAGAAGGUAAAGGGCAGGACCGGUUGGCCACAGCAGGUUUGGGCUCUGGAGCUCAACCAGUGACACAAAAACCAAAAAAACCACUUGACUGUACCUGAACGCAUCAUCUGUUGGAUCCCAAUGACGAAAAGGGAGAGAAUUAUUGGGGGGAAAAAAGGACAAAUUACUUAUUUUCUCCUUCUGGUGUUUAUUAAAUUUAUAAUAUUUAUCCCUCCACCUUUGUCGUCUUGGUGUCGCAAACAUCCCAUGAAAAACUAUCUUGAAGCUAAGCUUAAAUGAGUUCUAUGAAAUACAGUGGCGUGUGAGUGCAUCAGUAUGUGUUGUAAAAUGAAAAAUUUAAAUUAUUUUAAUUUUUUUCCUAGGUGCAGAUUUUUUUAUGUUUUUUUUUUGCAUUUUUGUUGAUGCUGCAUCGCAUUUCACUGUAUUUUUUUGCAAUCUAAUUUGAUGCUUUAGUGGAUUUCUGAUUUUGCUCCAAUCGUUCAGGAAUUUUUCGUUUGCAUUGGAACGAACAUUUGAUUUCUCAGCGCGGCUUAACUGAGCUGAAUUAUUGGUUAUUGCUUUCAAAGUUAACAUGCAUUGUACGUCUGGCAAACAGGAUUAUGACAAGUCUGUGUUAAAAGUUAAUUUAAAAAAAACCCACCAUAAAUUACUAUAAAUAAACAUUGAACCUUUUUUUGUUUUCAAGAAGUGUGAAGACAUACUCAGGCAAACAAAAAAAUGUAGGGGCUGAACAAAUGUUUGUGUAAUGUUUUUUGUUGACUGAAUCUACCUCAGAGUUCAUAUGUCCGCUUGAAUAGACACAUGAGAAUGUCCCACUUAACGCACAGCAGCUUUACACUACAAAGGCAAAAAAAAAAAGAUUUAAAUGGUUUAUUAUUGUGCCAAUUGUGGAUGGAAAUGUACAUUAGGUGUGAAGUUAUGAUAUAGAGGUCCGUUAAUAAAUGAAUUACUUUAAGACGCCAAUAUUGUGUUAAGUGUAUUGUUGUUAAAUUGCAACUCGGGACAUUUCAGUUGUCAGUAUUUGGGGGAUAAAAUAAUUAUAUAAUAUAAAUAGCAUUGCCGAUUAAUUAGUUUAUAGUCUGAGAAUAUGGCUGGUGAAAUGUGAUUUGAAUUUCGUUGUGAUUCACAUAAUUAAUGGGAGUUUUCUUUCAAAAGAUGCAUGUCGAUGGGGUUCUUUUUUAAUAGCAACUACAGAAUUUAGAAGCGCCAUUAGCCACAUGUAAUCAAAAUCACCUCUUUUAGGGUAUAGUUUUAAAUGAUGUCAUUAUGUACCAAUUUAAAAAUUACUAUACA
Messenger RNA from Dunckerocampus dactyliophorus (ringed pipefish), 2031 nucleotides. RefSeq names its product heart- and neural crest derivatives-expressed protein 1-like. The record is from RefSeq and is a predicted model, not a curated record. Gene Ontology annotation, biological process: heart development; regulation of transcription by RNA polymerase II. The transcript has 2 exons. Gene Ontology annotation, molecular function: RNA polymerase II transcription regulatory region sequence-specific DNA binding; DNA-binding transcription factor activity, RNA polymerase II-specific; protein dimerization activity. Bases 229 to 801 code for a protein of 190 amino acids. Lineage: Eukaryota; Metazoa; Chordata; Actinopteri; Syngnathiformes; Syngnathidae.